Molecule: messenger RNA, 2750 nt
Organism: Camponotus floridanus (Florida carpenter ant)
Lineage: Eukaryota; Metazoa; Arthropoda; Insecta; Hymenoptera; Formicidae
Product: SET and MYND domain-containing protein 4
Exons: 11
Coding region: 288-2612 (774 amino acids)
Molecular function (GO): protein binding
Source: RefSeq, a predicted model, not a curated record
CAAAAGACGUUACGUAUGUGACAUUUGCACCUUCGCAAUCUCGUUCUCUCUCUCUCUCUCCCCCCCUCUCUCUUUCUUUCUCUUUGCCCUUGCGUGAACGAGUACGUUUUUCAAGUGUCGGAAGCGCGAGAGGUUUAAGGAAACGGAAGUGGCGUGUGUGUUUGUAGUUACUGCCAGUUCUGCGUCAAUAAACUAUCGCGUCGUCAGGUCGUCACCAGUCGUCACCAGCGAGUAACGUUGUUGAAGCCACGUUGUGUACUCAAGAAAAACGUAUUUACCUUUCUAUUAUGUCGACUGCAAAAAACGUGCUCGAAAUGAGUUGGGAUAAUGUUGUCAAUUAUUUGCAAUAUAUUUCGGAACCUAAAAAAACGAUACCUCAAAACGGCAUAAAAAAUAUGAAAUGCGAGAGUGAGCUAAUGUCUCAUUUAUUGACCAAUCAACAAAUUACAAAAUGUAUAUCUUUAUGGCUGAGCAAACUUUACGAUAAAAGAGAGUUGAGAAAAGAAAAAAAAAAUCUGGAUACAUCAAUGUUUUACAAGUCAGAAGGGAACAAAGAAUUUCAAUUAAAAAAUUAUAACACGUCUCUGAAAUUAUAUACGAAAAGUGCGAUAUACGCUCCAUCAAGUAGCAUAGAUCUGCCAGUAGCAGUUGCAAAUAGAUCAGCAGCCUUGUUUUAUUUGGAAAGAUGGCAAGAUUGUAUCAAAGAUAUCGAACUGGCGAUUAAAUUAGGCUAUCCGGAGAAAUCACGGGGCAAAUUAUAUCUGCGUAUAGUUGAGUGUUAUUUGAAGCUAAAUAAAAAAAUACUAGCUGCUCGAAUUAUUUCUGAAUUGAACAAUUCGAAUCAAUACGAUAUGACAAAUGAACAGAGAGAGCGAUUACAGAAAAUGAAUGAAAUAAAACUGCAAUCUGUAAAUGCUAUUGACGGGAUAAACGAUGUACAUCGUACAUGUAACAUCGUGAAUGUAACAGAAUCUCCUUCACAACCUAAACUUAAGCGCCUAAAAUCUGGUGAAAAUCCUAAUUUUCGAUCUGCAUCGGCGAGUAUAGAAGUGAAGCAUGCGCCAGGAAAAGGGAGAUAUGUUGUUGCUAAUAGAAAUAUCAAAAAGGGUGAAACUCUUUUCGUUGAAGAUGCAUUCACCUUUGUGUUAGUAAAUAACAACAAAGACAAUACUCAUUGUCACAAUUGUUGCAAGAGCUACCUCGAUGUUCCUGUACCAUGUACAGAGUGUGUGGACACUUUGUUUUGCAAUAUGAAAUGUUGGGACGAGGCAUGCUUGUCUUAUCAUCGUUGGCUAUGUCUUGCCAGUCAAAUGGGCCUUUUGCGGCAGAUUGGCAUAACACAUUUGGCUUUAAAAUUAUUGUGUGUGUGUGCAACUACAACCAACAAUGAAAAAUUUAAUGAUGUACAACAGCUAGUGACCAAUUUUAAUAAACUUACUCCAGAAGACGCUUUUUCGUAUGGAAUUACGGCCAUUAUGCUUACAUUCUAUUUAUCAAAAUAUACAGAUUUUUUUAAAGAUAUCAAUUUAAAAGAAUGUUUAGCAUCGAAGUUUUCCAAUGAUGAUUUUAAUAUUAAAUGUGACCUUGUAACAGAAGAUGAUAAACGAUUGUAUGUAAGUUCUUUAUUGUUUAGACAUAUACUGCAGCUUGUAUGUAAUGGACAUGCUAUCACGAAGAUAAACGUGACAGCAGAUGAUCAUGAAAAUAAACUUCUUAUUGAGGAACAAAUUAGAAUAGCUACGGCGAUUUAUCCUUCUGCAAGUAUGAUGAAUCAUUCUUGUGACCCUAAUAUAAUUAAUAGCUUUUUAGAUCAGACUUUAAUAGUUAAAGCUAUACAGGAUAUUAAAGAGGGUGAAGAAAUUCUUCAUUGUUAUGGAGUCGAUUUCAGAAGAAUGCCAAAAGCAGAAAGGCAAGAAAGUUUGGAAAGUCAAUAUUAUUUUACAUGUAAUUGUAAAGCAUGCACAAUGCCAGAAUAUGAAAAUUUUAUGAAAAGAUUUACUGCGAUAAAGUGCCCUGAAUGCAGUGGACCAUUAUUAUUAUGUGAUGAUCAUGAUCCUCCGAUGCUUUGCUCAGAUUGUGGAGCAACAGUUUUUGAAUUAACUUAUAUAUAUAAAGCAAAACAAGCACAAGUUUAUGCUAAGAAUUAUUUCAAAGAAGCAGAAUAUUACAUAAGGGAAGGAAACUUGGAAGAGGCAGUUAUUGAAUUAAAGAAAUGCUUGUCUCUUAGGAAAAACAUUUUAUAUAAAUACCAUGAGGACAUUAUUAUAACCUUGGAUUUGUUGGCAAAGUUAUAUAUUAGUAUAGAUCAACGAUUGCCUGCCAUUUAUCAUCUUGAACACACCAUUGUGGCGAUUGAAGAAAGAUAUGGUUCUUGCAGCAUAGAACUUUGCAAUGAAUUAAAUAAAAUAACGGAUAUAUGCAUUACUUAUUUGCAAAUGGAAUCUAACACGACAUCCAAAUUUUAUAAAAAUAUUUUGAAAAAAACACGACGAUAUCUAAAUAAUGCUCAACAAAUCCUAGAUAUCGUUUAUGGUCCAUGGCAUGAAAUUUAUAAUGAAAUUGAAACAAAGAUGGCGAUUCUUUUCAAUAUUUUACAAAAUUUUAAUGUCUGAUAUAUAUGUAAUCAAUCUGUAAUGUGUGAUAGAUGAGUAAAUAAAAAAUGCACAAAAAAAUGUUCUUCAUAUAUUCUCAAAAGCAUAGUCAUCUUUCCAUACAUUUUUUUUUAGUAACGAGAUAUAACAUUUUGAUAG